GAAGUCUGCCUGUCGCAGGGGAGGGGAUGGGAUGAGGAAAGCCUCAGGCUGGUGCCGGCUCCCCCCCCGCAGGCCUCUUUGGGGGUCGCACCUCCAGCCAGGCGGGCGCGGGGCCCUGGGCCGGGGCGUUCGCGGCGGGCGGCGGGCGGCGGCCGGAGCAGGCUCGGCCCGGCGGCUCACUCUUUCUGCCUCCUCCCCCCAGGAUUACCGAGAGGAUGGGAUGGAUCUAGGCAGUGACGCCGGCAGCAGCAGCAGCAGUAGCCGCGCCAGUUCGCAGUCCAACUCCACCAAAGUGACCCCUUGCUCCGAGUGCAAAUCCUCGUCGUCGCCGGGGGGCAGCCUGGACUUGGUGUCUGCCCUGGAGGACUAUGAGGAGCCCUUCCCGGUCUACCAGAAGAAGGUGACUGAUGAGUGGGCGCCGGAGGAGGACGGGGAGAAGGAAGAGGAGGAGGAGCGCGGCGAGCGAGGGUACCGGCAUGACCGCUGUCCUGCCCAGGAGCCGGGGGACGUGAGCGCCAGGACCCGCAGCGGCGGCGGCAGGGGCGCCACCACCGCCAUGCCGCCCCCCGUGCCCAACGGCAACCUCCACGCGCACGACCCCCAGGACCUCAGGCACAAUGGCAACGUGGUGGUGGCCAGCCGGCUCAGCGGCUCCCGGGGCCCCCGCCGGGCGGUCCAGAAGCCUCAGCCGGCGGGGGGCCGGCGCGGUGGCCGGGGCCCGGCGGCCGGGGGCCUCUGUCUUCAGCCCACGGACAGCGGGACGUGCGUCCCGGAGGAGCCCCCGGUGCCCCCUAUGGACUGGGAGGCUCUGGAGAAGCAUCUGGCUGGGCUGCAGUUCCGGGAGCAGGAGGUGCGGAACCAGGGCCAGGCGAGGACCAACUCCACCUCGGCACAGAAAAAUGAAAGAGAAUCUAUCCGACAGAAGUUGGCACUUGGAAGCUUCUUUGAUGAUGGCCCGGGAAUUUAUACCAGCUGUAGCAAAAGUGGGAAGCCAAGCCUUUCCUCCCGCCUGCAGAGUGGGAUGAACCUGCAGAUAUGCUUUGUCAACGACAGCGGCAGCGACAAGGACAGCGAUGCUGAUGACAGCAAGACCGAAACGAGCUUGGACACCCCCUUGUCUCCCAUGAGCAAACAGAGUUCUUCCUAUUCCGAUAGAGACACUACUGAAGAGGAAUCCGAAUCCCUGGAUGACAUGGAUUUCCUCACAAGGCAAAAGAAAUUGCAAGCCGAAGCCAAAAUGGCCCUUGCCAUGGCCAAACCAAUGGCCAAAAUGCAAGUAGAAGUGGAAAAACAGAACAGGAAAAAGUCUCCCGUCGCUGAUCUUCUGCCACACAUGCCUCAUAUAAGUGAAUGCUUGAUGAAAAGAAGUUUAAAGCCCACUGACCUGAGAGACAUGACUAUUGGGCAGCUACAAGUGAUAGUCAAUGAUCUCCAUUCCCAGAUAGAAAGCUUGAAUGAAGAGUUGGUCCAGCUGCUCCUCAUCCGAGAUGAGCUGCACACAGAGCAAGACGCCAUGCUGGUGGACAUCGAGGACUUGACCAGCACCAGCGCCACCAGAUUGCUCUCACCAUGGGGACACUCCAAGACUUGAGUUUCUAGCUGGGCCUGGUUCCGAGCGCCUGUCUGUAAAGAGACACGCUGAGAGUCAGCAGAAGCACAUGGCCGAGAAAAUGCCUGCAAAGUGAAAAGAAGCCAUCCAACCAGAGGACAAGCUAGAAUUUAUUUUGCUUCUGUGGUUGUAAAAAUGCUGUUGCUAAAGGUGGCACAGAAACAAACAAAUAUCAGUGUUAGUCAUCGAUAAUGUCUGAAGCUUAACGUCCAGUGAUUGGCCUUUGCUUCUUAAUUUAUUUUAAUUUUUUUACUGUGCCACUAAAUAUCAGGCAUUUUAAUAAAAUAUUGUUACAAAAAAUGUACAGUACUUACACCAUCACAAAUCAUGGUUAAUCAAAGAGGGUAGUUUUAACUUUAUUUUUAUUUGUUUAGAGAUUCUGAGUUGGAGCAGUAUUUUACCAUUGACUGCUUUCAUUCUUCACUGUAGUUUUAAAGAAGAACUGUAAAUGACGGUGCUAUCCAAGUCAAAAAAUACAUGCCUGCCUCGUAGUGAAGUUGUAGGUCUCCGUAAUAUGUAUAUUUUAAUCAGUUUUCAACAUUUUGUGAAUGUUGACUACCUGAAGUUCAUUUUUAGAUGUGCUAUUAACAUUCUGUUGGAUUCCGAGGGUUCCUUAAAAGUUUUAUGUAUAAAUAUGUAAAAUAAAAAUUAAAACUUUGUUUCA
This is a messenger RNA of Balaenoptera acutorostrata (minke whale), 2273 nucleotides long. It is a transcript of the gene SCHIP1, whose product is annotated as schwannomin interacting protein 1. Lineage: Eukaryota; Metazoa; Chordata; Mammalia; Artiodactyla; Balaenopteridae. Gene Ontology annotation, cellular component: plasma membrane; cell junction. The transcript has 8 exons. Bases 32 to 1591 code for a protein of 519 amino acids. The record is from RefSeq and is a predicted model, not a curated record. Gene Ontology annotation, biological process: positive regulation of hippo signaling.